UCCCCUUUUGAAUAUCAUCCUCAUGCCUUCACAGCAAGUUUUUUCCACUCAGGACGGUGCCGUUUACACAACUUCCAACGGUGCUCCCGUCGCCGAGCCCUAUGCUGCUCAAAGAGCCGGCCGUCUGGGGCCCCUGUUGCUUCAAGAUUUCCACCAUAUCGAUCUUCUCGCACACUUUGACCGCGAGCGUAUCCCAGAGCGUGUUGUUCACGCGAAAGGUGCUGGUGCACAUGGUUACUUUGAGGUCACACACGACCUCAGUGACAUCACCUCCCAGUCUCUUUUCCAGGGCGUAGGCAAGAAGGUUCGCGCUACAGUCCGCUUCUCCACCGUUGGUGGUGAAUCUGGUUCAGCGGACACUGCUCGUGACCCCCGUGGCUUUUCAAUCAAGCUAAGGACUGAAGAGGGCAACUGGGACUGGGUUUUCAAUAACACCCCUGUCUUCUUUAUUCGCGAUCCUGCCAAAUUUCCCCAGUUCAUACACACCCAGAAGAGGGAUCCCCAGACCCACCUGAAGGAUGCCGAUGUGUUUUGGGACUAUCUUUCUCAAAACCCAGAGUCGAUCCACCAGAUCAUGAUCCUCUUCUCUGAUCGUGGAACUCCAGACGGCUAUCACCAGGAGCACGGGUACUCCGGACACACCUUCAAGUGGGUCAAGGAUGACGGUUCCUUUGUGUACGUCCAAGUUCACCUUCGUGCUGGGGGCGGUUUCAAGACCCUCGACGAUGCAACCGCAACCCGCCUUGCUGGUGAGAAUCCAGACUACGGUACUCAAAACCUGUUCGAGGCCAUCGAAGCCGGCAAAUACCCAAUCUGGAACGUGUUCAUUCAAACCAUGACUCCGGAGCAAGCUGAGAAUUUCCGCUACAACAUCCUCGAUCUUACCAAAGUCUGGCCACACGGCGAGUUCCCCCUUCGGCCCAUUGGGAAACUUGUUCUCGACGAGAACCCCAAAAACUAUUUCGCCGAGAUCGAGCAGGUUGCAUUCUCACCAUCCCAUCUCAUACCCUACAUCGAGCCUUCCGCCGAUCCCGUCCUGCAGUCGCGUCUCUUCUCUUACCCUGACACACACCGCCACCGCCUUGGCCCCAACUAUCAGCAAUUGCCAGUCAACGCACCACUCAACCCCGUUGCCAACUUCCAGCGCGACGGACCUGCCGCCUUCAUUUCGCAGGGUAACCGGCCCAACUACCAGAGCUCGAUCCAGACCCUCACAUACGCGGAGAAGAAGGGAGCCAUCGAUUCUUCUGCCCGAGACUUGGAACGUGAGGAGAGGCAUGAGACUUUUAUUGGCGGUGCUUGGAGAGAUUUGAGCGAGGUCACUGAACUUGACUUUGAGCAACCCCGGGCCUUGUGGAGCAAGGUCUGGGACGACAAGGCCCGAGAGACGUAUGUACAAAACGUCGCUGGCCACUUCAAGAAUGUCAAGAGUGCGGAAGUCAAGGCGAGGCAACUUUCUGUUUGGGCCGCUGUCGAUCAAGAGUUAUCCGACCGCAUCGCUGCUGCUGUUGGCCAUCGCCCUGUGAAGCCUCUCGAAGUCAAACCUGCCAGCGAGGCCGUCAAGUUCCGAGCCAAUCUAGGUUAUAACGUGCUCAACAAGCAAAGCUCGUAAACAGGGCAAUAAGAAACUGGCUGAAUGGGCGGUAUGUAUGCGCCUUCAAGUUCAUGUAAAAUUAUCGUUGUAUGUAAAGCCUCGUUGUGCACACGCCGUGUUGUGAAAUAAAUGUAUUGGUAUUCCCUUG
Molecule: messenger RNA, 1742 nt
Organism: Laccaria bicolor S238N-H82
Lineage: Eukaryota; Fungi; Basidiomycota; Agaricomycetes; Agaricales; Hydnangiaceae
Gene: LbCAT
Product: catalase
Exons: 9
Coding region: 23-1612 (529 amino acids)
Biological process (GO): hydrogen peroxide catabolic process; response to hydrogen peroxide
Cellular component (GO): mitochondrion; cytoplasm; peroxisome
Molecular function (GO): heme binding; catalase activity
Source: RefSeq, a predicted model, not a curated record